Molecule: messenger RNA, 288 nt
Organism: Symbiodinium natans
Lineage: Eukaryota; Dinophyceae; Suessiales; Symbiodiniaceae
Source: the annotation of a GenBank genome assembly
AUGGCUAACGAUGAACUGCCUACGGCGAGCGCGGGAGCUUCGGCAAGGACACGGUGUGAGUCCAUCCCAGACUUUCCUGGAGCCAUGGUGCCAGAGUACUCCGCAGAGGUUCGAUCACCGGGGGAGCCCGUUGGUCGAGCACAGCACAUCCUCUACGACUCGGUGUCGGACCCCACAGACACGGAGUCUGAACAGGAGAUUGUGGCCAAGGCACGGCGGCGACGGGGGCAGCCGCCUUCCGUGGGCUCCGCUGGUCAUGGGACGGCUGUCCACUGCUUAGCUCUGUAG